Molecule: messenger RNA, 677 nt
Organism: Dentiscutata erythropus
Lineage: Eukaryota; Fungi; Glomeromycota; Glomeromycetes; Diversisporales; Gigasporaceae
Source: the annotation of a GenBank genome assembly
GACCUUUUAUCGUAACUUUAACAUUCUUGGCUUGUAAAGAUGGUGAAUUUUGGAAAAAUAAGGAUAUUGGUAAAACGUAUGAUUUUUUUAAACCCGGUGUUACAAGAUUUGAUAAUACAGAUAACGAUAUACAAAAAGUUCAGAAUUUUUGUGUAUGUGAACCGUACGAAUACACUUUUAAAAUACCAAUAUACACGGCCCAUGAUGGGUCACAAGAACUUAGAAAAGAUCCUGGAAUGCCAUUUUGCUUACCUGGAAAACCCACAUCAGAUGGAAUUCUUUCUUUUGGUUGUGAUAAACAAAAAGGUGGAUUCAGUCUGAAUAUCGCUUGGAUAGUGACAGUAACUGUGGAUCCUUCAGCCUUGCAAGAAAAAAUUGAUAAUACACUCUUGGCUAAUGCAACUACAAACAAAGAUGAACCUAUCAAUUUAGAAGAUGCAUUAUUUUUUGGAAUAGAACAAAGUAAAACUGUUUUUUUACCAGGAUUAUUUUUAAUCGUUGAAUAUAGUAUUGCUUUAUUUGGAUAUAAUACCGAUAUGGAUAACCUACAAAAUCUCAGAUUAACUAGUGGUGCUGCAUUACAACAGCUUAUCAAUACUAUAAAAGCAAAUAACCCUGUUCCUUCUCAACUUAAUGAAUCUGUUCUAACACCCACCCCAACCGAAAUAAUAAUUUAA